This is a messenger RNA of Carcharodon carcharias (great white shark), 1087 nucleotides long. It is a transcript of the gene hapln2, whose product is annotated as hyaluronan and proteoglycan link protein 2. Gene Ontology annotation, molecular function: hyaluronic acid binding. Lineage: Eukaryota; Metazoa; Chordata; Chondrichthyes; Lamniformes; Lamnidae. Bases 1 to 1068 code for a protein of 355 amino acids. Gene Ontology annotation, biological process: cell adhesion. The record is from RefSeq and is a predicted model, not a curated record. The transcript is spliced from 5 exons.
AUGACGACAAUCCAAACUCUUAUCAUGGUCCACCUCCUCUCCCAGGGCUGGUCCGGUCCGUAUUACUACAGGUCACAAGGUGGUCGCAGCAAUGAGGAGUACAGAUACCACGUCCGGGGUGAUCAAGCCUUGCUGGGCAACAUCCGCUACCUGGAGAACUCCGGCCUGCGGGUCAUCCGGACGCAGCGAGGCGCCAACGCCACCCUGCCCUGCCGCCUGCGGGUGGUGCCCCGGGAGUACCGGGUGAAGUGGGUCAAGCUGGGCCGCAGCCCCAAGGAGAACAUCGCCCUGAUCGCCAACAGCCACCAGCAGAGAGGAUACGGGGGCUUCGCCGGCCGGGCCUUCCUCCGCAGGCUGGACAAGUACGACGUGUCCCUGCUCUUGGCCGACGUCGGGCUGGACGACUCCGGCAAGUACAAGUGCGAGGUGAUCAACGGCGUGGACGACGACAGCGCCGUGGUCGAGCUGCAGCUGGACGGUGUGGUGUUUCCAUACCAACCGAACAAAGGCCGCUACCAGUUCAACUAUUACCAGGCCGUGCGGGCGUGCAAGGACCAAGACGCUAAACUCGCGACAUUUCAGCAGCUCUUUCAAGAGUGGCUGAAAGGCCUAGACUGGUGCAACGCGGGCUGGCUGGACGAUGGGACGGUCCACUACCCGGUCACCCAGCCGCGGGACCCCUGUGGGGGCAAAGCUCUCCCGCCGGGAAUCCGGAGCUACGGACCCCGGGACAAGCAGCGCGGCAAGUACGAUGCCUAUUGCUUCACAUCGGCCGUCAAAGGUUAUGUGUAUUUCCGGAGAGAUCCGAUGAAAUUUGACUACGUCAGUGGCUCAAACGCCUGCCGGAGCGAAGGGGCAGCGAUUGCCAAAGUUGGCCAGCUGUACGGCGCCUGGAUGUUUUCGCGGCUGCACCGUUGUGAUCCUGGCUGGCUGGCCGACGGAAGCGUCCGGUACCCCAUCGUGUCCCCGCGGCCGCAGUGUGGUGGCCUGGAGCCCGGAGUGCGCACACAGGGCUUCCCCAGCCUCUCGCAGCGCGAGUAUGGUGUAUACUGCUACAAGAGGCGGUAAACUCUCCCCCACACCGCAA